AUUUGGGAGAAGACAGAAAUGACUCACAUGUAAGCAUUCAGGCCAAGUUCUCUCAGGGCAGUGGUACAGUCUUCUGCUCCUGCCCCAGGUAGCUCCACGGAUGGAAGUUACAGGGGUCCAGUGGUAAGGACAACUCAAGGGAAACUGAGACUCAGAGGAACAUGCAGUGGACACCCAGAGUGCUUGAGCAUGCUGGUUGCAUGGCCUAUGUGCAUGGAGUGUCCUAGAAGAGGAGUGGGGUCUGGGGAGAAGCAGGUGGGAAGCAGAAAGCCAAGGCUAAGGCCCCCUCUCUUGCCCAGCCUGCUGAACCUUUGUGGGCCGGCCCAGCUCUGUUCAACCCAGAGCAUAAGCCUCUCGUUCUUGGUGUGAGAGCCGUUGGCUUGCGUUUGCGGGGUAUGACCCGAGAGGGCCCCAGCCCAGACCCUUCCCUGUGUCUACGCUUCCCUUUGGCCAAGCCAGACCCCCAGGGUGGCUGCACCUCCAAGCCAGGCUGCUGGGGGUGGGGAGUGCACCAUAGUAGGAGAAGCCCUGAUUAACCGUCCCCUCUAGCUCCCACUUCCCAAUAGGUCAAAGACAUGGAAGGGAGAGGAUCUGAGGCCAGCUGGGCCCCACAAGCUUUCGCCCAGGGUCACCCAAGAGUUGUGCUCCCUCCCCUCCCUUUGAUCUGCUCUGACACCUCUCAGAGGAUGGGGGACCCCUGGACCUCUGUGACUUGAUGGGGAGAACGCAAGAGAAAGUGGGUCAGUGCAGGCCCGGGUUGAGCUCUGUGGGGACGCUUACUGGGGAGGUGCUGGAGGGUUGGCAAGAGCCUGGAGCCAGAUCUAGGAAACCUGAGCGACAUCGCCGUCAAUACUCUUAUAGGCCACCAUUUCACAGCUAGGGGAAACUGAGUCGCAGCCGGGAUGGGCAGCUUGUGCCAGGAGGGUGGUCUUGCAGGAUGCCUUAGCCACACUGGCCCCUGCAUUGCCAGAACUGUUUCCUCAACUGCAGGGGUAGGGCUGUGGGCUCUUUUACUGGGGGUAAACCGAGGCCUGGGAAGGAGGACUCGGCCGGAAAAUGCUACCUCCGCGGUACGGGGGUGGGGAAGCCCUGACUGACCUGACUGCAGGGGCAGAGGGCGACCCCGGCCCAAGGCUGCAGGCAAGACCCGCUCCGCGCCGGUCGGGGCGGGGCUUCGCCCCGCCCAAUUGGCCGCCCGCCGCCCCUCCCCUCCCGGGUGAGACCCCAGCCGAUUGGCUGCUAUCCACCCCGCCCCAGCUUGGCCCCUCCCGAUUGGCUGCUCGCCUCACCGUCCCGCCCCUCCCGAUUGGCCGCUGGUCGCGCCUAGCCAGGUCGGCCCCGCUGGGAGCGAGUCCGCCUAACCCGAGCUGAGCGGCCGAGGCACCGCAGCUGAACCCAGUCCAGCCGCCGCCACCGCCGGCUCGCGUCCCCCGCGCCCGGCCCGAUGCCGGCCGAACUCAGACAGGAGCAGAGCCCAGGCAGCCAGGCCUCUUUGGCCAUGAUGCCGGAGGCGCCUGAGGUGCUGGAGGAGACAGUGACGGUGGAGGAGGACCCUGGCACCCCCACCUCCCAUGUGUCCAUCGUCACAUCGGAAGAUGGCACCACUCGUCGCACUGAGACCAAGGUCACCAAGACAGUCAAGACGGUGACCACUCGAACAGUGCGCCAGGUGCCCGUGGGCCCUGAUGGCCUCCCCCUGCUGGACAGUGGCCACCCACUGGGCCCCUUCACCGAUGGCCCCCUGGACCGACACUUCCUGCUGCGCGGGGGUGGCCCGGCAGCCACUCUCUCCCGCACCUGCCUUGGCAGCGGAGGCGGCUUUCCUGACGAGCCCCGCGACGUCCCCAGCUAUGGCAGCCUGUCCCGCGGGCUGGGUGUGCGGCCUCCGCGCGGAGGCCCCCUGGGCCCAGGCUCUGGUGAUGGCUGCUUCACGCUGCCCAGCCGCCGGGAGGCCUUCCCCGCGGGCCCUGAGCCUGGGCCACCAGCCGGCCGCUCCCAGCCCGAGCGGUUCCAGGCAGAGCCGUAUGGCUUGGAGGACGACACUCGCAGCCUGGCUGCUGAGGACGAGGGGGGCCCGGAGCUGGAGGCUGACUGUGGCACAGCCGCACGGAGGAGGCCAGACUGUGGGCGGGGCCUGCGCACCAGGGCCUACGAGGACGUGGCGGACGAUGGCGGUGAGCUGAUGGAGGAGCGGCCCCCCUUCCCAGCCACGACGGCGCCCCUGGCCCAGCCAGAACAUGGCAGCCUGGGCAGCCUGGACCGGGCAGUGCGGCGCUCACCCUCGGUGGACAGUGCCCGCAAGGAGCCGCGCUGGCGGGACCCCGAGCUGCCCGAGGUGCUGGCCAUGCUGCGGCACCCCGUGGACCCCGUGAAGGCCAACGCGGCCGCCUACCUGCAGCACCUGUGCUUUGAGAACGAGGGUGUCAAGCGCCGCGUGCGGCAGCUGCGGGGGCUGCCGCUGCUUGUGGCCCUGCUGGACCACCCGCGGGCGGAGGUGCGGCGCCGGGCCUGUGGGGCACUGCGGAACCUCUCGUAUGGCAGGGAUGCUGACAACAAGGCCGCCAUCCGGGACUGCGGCGGAGUGCCUGCCCUGGUGCGCCUGCUGCGGGCUGCCCGGGACAGCGAGGUCCGCGAGCUUGUCACAGGCACACUCUGGAACCUGUCGUCCUACGAACCCCUGAAGAUGGUCAUCAUUGACCACGGCCUGCAGACGCUGACCCAUGAGGUCAUUGUGCCACACUCGGGCUGGGAGCCAGAGCCCAACGAAGACUCCAAGCCACGGGAUGCUGAGUGGACGACUGUCUUCAAGAACACAUCAGGCUGCUUGAGGAAUGUGAGCUCAGAUGGUGCAGAGGCCCGGCGGCGACUCCGUGAGUGUGAGGGGCUGGUGGACGCACUCCUGCACGCCCUGCAGUCGGCCGUGGGCAGGAAGGACACGGACAACAAGUCAGUGGAGAACUGCGUGUGCAUCGUGCGGAACCUCUCCUACCACGUGCACAAGGAGGUGCCGGGGGCUGACAGGUACCAGGAGGCCGAGCCCAGGCCCCCGGGCAGUGCCAUGGGUGCCCAGCGCCGGAGGAGGGAGGACGCCGGCUGCUUUGGUGGCAAGAAGGCCAAAGAAGAGUGGUUCCAUGAAGGGAAGAGGGAUGGUGAGAUGGACCGGAACUUUGACACUCUGGACCUACCCAAGCGGACUGAGGCUGCCAAAGGCUUCGAGCUGCUGUACCAGCCCGAGGUAGUGCGUCUCUACCUGUCCCUCCUGACGGAGAGUCGGAACUUCAACACUCUGGAGGCCGCAGCCGGUGCCCUGCAGAACCUCAGUGCCGGCAACUGGGUGUGGGCCACGUACAUCCGCGCCACAGUGCGCAAGGAGCGCGGGCUGCCGGUGCUGGUGGAGCUGCUGCAGUCAGAGACCGACAAGGUGGUGCGCGCCGUCGCCAUCGCCCUGCGCAACCUCUCGCUGGACCGGCGCAACAAGGACCUCAUCGGGAGCUACGCCAUGGCCGAGCUCGUGCGAAAUGUGCGCAGCGCGCAGGCACCUGCGCGGCCCGGGGCCGGUCUGGAGGAGGACACAGUGGUGGCCGUGCUCAACACCAUCCACGAGAUCGUGUCUGACAGCCUGGACAACGCGCGCUCGCUGCUGCAGGCCCGCGGCGUGCCUGCGCUGGUGGCACUUGGCGCCUCCAGCCAAUCGGUGCGCGAGGCGAAGGCCGCAUCCCACGUGCUGCAGACGGUGUGGAGUUACAAGGAGCUGCGUGGUGCUCUGCAGAGGGACGGCUGGACCAAGGCGCGCUUCCAGUCGGGUUCUGCUAAUGCCAAGGGCCCCAAGGCACCACCGAGUCCCGGAGGCUUGGACGAUAGCACACUGCCGCUGGUGGACAAGAGCCUGGACGGUGAGAAGCCAGGCAGCCGGGACGUGAUCCCCAUGGAGGCACUUGGCCCAGAUGGAUACUCCGCCGUUGACCGGAGGGAGUGCAGGGCUCGAGGCAGUGAGCCUGCAGGGGAGGCCUCUGAGAAGGAAUCGUUGAAACCCGACCCCGGCAGGAAGGUUCCUCCUCCCGGGCCCAGCAGACCCGCAGUCAGGCUGGUGGACGCCGUGGGGGACGCUAAGCCUCAGCCUGUUGACUCCUGGGUCUAGCUUGCAUGCCUGGGCCUGGGCCCAGCCGUUUGCUCUUAGGGUCGGAUCUCGGAAGAAGGGACCUCGGGGAAAGGACCUCCAGGCGGCCUGCGCAGACCCCGCCGUGGAGCUGGGAGCCCCUGGUGGCGGGGGUAGGCAGCUCCUCUUUCCCUGGAGCUGUGGGUUCUGGACACGCCUGCCCUCCCGCCCUCGCUCCCCGCUUCUAACUCCCAGGCGAGUUAGUUUACUGAUAUGGUGCUGUGUGCCAGUGGGAGCCCGGUGGGGCCCAGGGCCGGGCACCUGGCUUUGCUUUGGGGCUGGCGGGGCCCCUGAGGAGCUGGGUGGGGGUGGGCCCCUGGGGCCCCGCAGCCAGGCAGGGAGGGGGCUCAGUGAAGGGAGUCUGAACCCAAGGGUGGAGGGGCUUCCCUGGGCCCUGAGUGGGGGGCGACCCACAGAGAGGCUUUGGAGGGCCCCGCCCACCCCCAGAUGCCUGGAGCGCCUUCCCUGCUCGGCUCUGGCCCCUGAGUAGCGCCUCUGGGACUGACCUUUGGCAGCAGCAGUGGGGGACUGCUGUUCAGUGCCUGCUGUUUGUGACUUAAAAACAAGAAAAACACUAAUGAAAACAAUUAAAAACAAAACCAAAAUAAGACUAUGGGUAAACAUCUAAAUUUUUGUAAGAAAAAUUAAAAAUUAAAAAAAACAACAAA
Messenger RNA from Orcinus orca (killer whale), 4824 nucleotides. It is a transcript of the gene ARVCF, whose product is annotated as ARVCF delta catenin family member. The record is from RefSeq and is a predicted model, not a curated record. The coding region runs from base 1445 to 4138 and encodes 897 amino acids. Gene Ontology annotation, cellular component: adherens junction; plasma membrane; cytoplasm. NCBI's taxonomy places the organism in Eukaryota, Metazoa, Chordata, Mammalia, Artiodactyla, Delphinidae. The transcript is spliced from 18 exons. Gene Ontology annotation, molecular function: cadherin binding. Gene Ontology annotation, biological process: cell-cell junction assembly; cell-cell adhesion.